AUGCUGGGCUUGGAGGGCUUCUUCGCGGGCCUGGCGGGCCUGGCGGGUCUUGCUGGACUUGUGCUGGGUAGAGCAGUCGCCUCCAUACUGACCUGCCCUCCCUUCAUCGCCUGCUGCCCUCCUCGUGAAGGCCUCUCGCUCGAUCCUCGCAAGCUUGCUCCAUACUGGCCCGAAGCCACUGCUAUCGGGCCCAAGGCGUACGAACUAGAAGCUGAGGACAUCGAGGUGAAGGUUGGUGGUGAGGGAGGCGAAGGAGGGUGCCUCAGAGGAUGGCUGUUUAAGCCGGACAAUGCGCCCAAGGCUGUGAUCUUGAUGGCUCAUGGAGCCGGCAGAGAUCGUCGCUCGUGGCUUCGAAUGAUUCCCUUCCUCAAGCAAGCAGGGUAUAUCUGCAUAGCGUUUGACUUCAGGAAUCAUGGCAUCUCGGACCCUCUCGACAAGCCUGGUUGCACCCUUGGUCUGGUUGAGAGCAAAGAUUUCGGAGCGAUGUGCAAGUAUGUCAAGGCGCGCUUUGCGGGAAUGAGGAUAGUGCUGAUGGGAACCAGCACCGGGGCGGUUUCUUGCGUCAUCUCCAUGGCUACUGACCCUCAAGUUGCGGAUAUCGCAAGCUGUGCGAUUCUAGAGAAUCCAUUCAUGAGUAUAGAGGAGCUGAGCAGGGACAUGGUGUCGAACCUGAUCUUUCAGAAGCUCAUCUGUAGAGAUUUCGUGCUCGCCUACUGGUUUCUCUAUCCUUUGAUGGUGGUGGUGCGAUUCUUCACGGUCUUUCAAGUGAAGAGCAGUCUGCGACCGUACGGCCUAGCAGAAAUUCCUUCAUGUGUCGAUGCGAUCAAGCUGGUGAAGAAGGUGCCUUUGAUGCUCAUGCAUGGCGAGGAGGACCGCAUCGUUCCUCUCCGGCAUGGAGUGGAAGUUGCGAGGGUUGGAAGACUGCAAGACGUGUGGUUCUGUGCUCGAUCGGAUCACUGCCAGCUGUGGGACACGGACGCGAAAGAAUAUGAGACAAGAGUUUUGACCUUCAUUGCGAAACAUAUCAGAUGA
Molecule: messenger RNA, 1032 nt
Organism: Guillardia theta CCMP2712
Lineage: Eukaryota; Cryptophyceae; Pyrenomonadales; Geminigeraceae
Exons: 9
Coding region: 1-1032 (343 amino acids)
Source: RefSeq, a predicted model, not a curated record